Molecule: messenger RNA, 1488 nt
Organism: Aspergillus bombycis
Lineage: Eukaryota; Fungi; Ascomycota; Eurotiomycetes; Eurotiales; Aspergillaceae
Product: hydroxyacid-oxoacid transhydrogenase
Exons: 3
Coding region: 1-1488 (495 amino acids)
Cellular component (GO): mitochondrion
Molecular function (GO): metal ion binding; alcohol dehydrogenase (NAD+) activity
Source: RefSeq, a predicted model, not a curated record
AUGGUCGCUCCCUCCAUCCGCGUGGCCCCUUCGGCCGCCAACAGAGCUCUGAACCUCCUGCGCACUGUUCAGUAUACUCACCCACCAUCAUGUCCAUGCCAUUCAAAUCCUAACCAUCAUCAUCAUCACCGCACACCCACACUAGCAGAUCAUGUCCGUCGUCAUAUGGCCACACCUGUUGACCCCUCACGGCAGAAGGAGUACGCCUUCGAGAUGGCCGCCUCCAGCAUCCGAUUCGGCCCUGGUGCCACAAAGGAAGUUGGAAUGGACUUUGCCAACAUGCAGGCAAAGCGAGUAUGCAUUGUCACAGACCAGAAUGUCUCCAAGUUGGACGCUAUGAAGCAAGCCGUGGAAGGGCUGAGCCGGGAAGGAAUCGAGUUUACGGUGUUCGAUAAGGUUCGGGUUGAACCAAAGGAUUACUCUGUCAAAGAGGCAAUUGCUUUUGCAAAACCAUAUAACCCAGAUGCGUUCCUCGCAGUGGGUGGUGGAUCGGUUAUUGAUACCGCAAAGCUCAUGAACCUCUACACGGUCUACCCUGAGGCCGAUUUCCUCGACUUUGUCAAUGCGCCCAUUGGCAAGGGUCUUCCAGUAGAAAGGAAAUUGAAGCCCUUGGUAGCGGUGCCAACCACAGCAGGCACUGGAUCAGAGACCACCGGAACUGCUAUUUUCGACCUCGUGUCUAAGGGGGCCAAAACCGGCAUUGCACACCGGAACCUCAAGCCGACUCUGGGAAUUUGUGACCCCCUGAACACGCGGACCAUGCCGUCCGCCGUGCACGCCUCCUCCGGUCUAGACGUCCUUUGCCACUCCCUGGAGUCAUGGACCGCAAUCCCAUACAACGAGCGAACACCCCGCCCAACCAACCCCAUCAACCGUCCCGCGUACCAAGGCGCGAACCCAAUCUCCGACAUCUUCUCCCUCCAAGCCCUUCGCGACACCGUCAAGUAUCUGCCCCGAGCCGUCAAGGACCCAGAUGACUUUGAGGCCCAGUCAAAGAUGCUUCUGGCCGCUACCUUAGCCGGUGUUGGCUUUGGUAACGCCGGUGUCCAUCUCUGCCACGGCAUGAGCUAUCCGAUCUCCAGUCAAAACCCCGGCUACAAGCAUGCCGGGUAUGACGUUGAGCAUCCGAUCAUCCCACACGGUGUGUCAGUCGCUGUCACCGCGCCUGCAGUCUUCCGAUUCACCGCUGCAUCCAACCCAGACCGCCAUUUGGCAGCAGCUGAGGCCUUCGGUGUCGACAUCUCAAAUGUCAAGCGUGAAAGCGCAGGUGAAGUGCUCGGCGAAGCGAUUACUAAGUUCUUGGCCGAGCUGGGUGACCAGCCCCGUGGUCUGAAGGACCUCGGAUUUAAGUCUUCGGAUAUUGAUUCCCUGGUGGAGGGGACUCUCCCGCAGAGACGGGUUCUGAUGCUUGCGCCGAAUCUCAACGCGGAGCUGGAGGCAGAGAAGAUUGAACUGAGGAGUUUGUUAGAACAAUCUAUGGAUUAUUAA